Marchantia polymorpha subsp. ruderalis is the source of this 2425-nucleotide messenger RNA. The record is from the annotation of a GenBank genome assembly. NCBI's taxonomy places the organism in Eukaryota, Viridiplantae, Streptophyta, Marchantiopsida, Marchantiales, Marchantiaceae.
CACUUCUGGCAGGCAGGGAAGCAGGUCAGGCGCGGCGUCGUCUUCGUCGUCUUCGUCCGCUCCUCUUGCGCAGCUCGUCCGCUGCUGCUGCUGGUGCUGCUGAUUUGCACGCACUACUUGAUUCCAAUUUUCUUGCAGCGUCGUCGCCACUUUCUUGCUGUGGAUAUAGCGCCUCGGAUCGUCAGCUUUGCGGGAGUUGGGGCGUUUUUCUCCUCUGCCGACUCCAGGUGGAACUCGAACAGACUUGCUCCGGGAGACGAGUCGAGUGAAGUGGAGAGGGAGGAGGAGAAGGAGGAGGACGGUGAGACUGAGGAACCACGAGGAAUUUUGGGUGGCAAAGAAUCGGUACAAAUUCUCGUGAAGCGAGGCCGGCGAGCGAGCGAGGGACGAGAGGAGAGGAGAAGAGAAGGGAGGAGUCUAGUGAAGUGAAGUCAACGGGACGUGAUUGGAAUUGGGGAGGUUUAGGACGAUCUUCGUCUGGGAGGAUUGACAGCUGCAGCAAAUGUUAGUGAGAGAAUUGGAAAGGAAGGAGGUAGGAGCAGGAGGAGGAGGAGGGCGAAUUGCGGAUUUCAGACGGUGAGGCAGGAGGGAAGCGCGAGGAGAUCUUUAUUUUGUGUGGAACAGGAACAGAGAGCGAGAGCAACGAUGGCCCUCGUCGAGCGCCUGGCGAGUGCGGCCCUUAUUGGUUUGACUUUGGCGCCUCUUGUCGUGAAAGUGAACCCAAAUUUCAACGUUGUGGCCACAGCAUGCCUUACCGUAUUUAUUGGUUGCCAUCGCUCUGUAAAGCCAGCUCCUCCGACUGAAACCAUGUCAAAGGAGCACGCUAUGCGCUUUCCCUUUAUCGGCAGCGCAGUUCUUCUUUCACUGUUUCUUCUUUUCAAGUUCCUACCGAAGGAUUUAAUCAAUACAGUUCUCACAGUCUACUUCUUCGUUCUAGGCGUUCUUGCACUAUCAGCUACCAUACUUCCAUUGAUUGAAAAUUUCCUUCCACCCAGUUGGAACGACAAUGAUAAUGCCGUUUCAUGGCAUCUUCCCUACUUCAAAAAUGUCGAGGUAGAAUUCACGAAGUCACAGGUAGUUGCAGGCAUUCCCGGUACCUUCUUCUGUAUCUGGUACGUGUUUAAGAAGCACUGGUUGGCGAACAAUACACUUGGAUUGGCCUUCUCCAUUCAGGGCAUUGAAAUGCUAUCGCUUGGUUCUUUCAAGAUUGGAGCAAUAUUGUUGGCAGGGUUAUUCAUCUACGACAUAUUUUGGGUCUUCUUUACUCCUGUUAUGGUCAGCGUUGCCAAGUCAUUUGAUGCUCCUAUUAAGUUGAUAUUUCCGACGGGAGAUUUGACAAGACCAUACUCCAUGCUCGGCCUUGGUGACAUCGUUAUUCCAGGAAUUUUUGUGGCUCUGGCCUUACGAUUCGAUGUAUCGAGAGGGAAGGGAAAUCGGUACUUCAACAGUGCCUUCGCCGGCUACACCGCAGGCUUGGUUGUCACCAUCCUGGUCAUGAACUGGUUCCAAGCCGCUCAGCCCGCUUUGCUUUACAUCGUACCCGGAGUGGUUGGGUUUGUUGCUGUGCACUGCUUCAUCAAUGGAGAAGUGAAACCCCUUCUUGAGUUUGAUGAAUCAUCUAAUGCCGAAGAGGGUUCCGAGUCUUCACAAGAAGAUAAGGUAGAGCUAAAGACAAGUGACAAGAAGACCGAUUGAAGUGUACCAUCAGUUCAUUACUCCUCUCUGUUACCAACAUUCUGAAGGAUCCAAGAGACAAAAGGAUACUGAGCAGGUUUUCCACCUUUUUUUUGGAACACUCAAGUGAGAUUUGAUGUUUCGACCCAUCAUUCUUUUAAGCGGCAUUAAUCAGUGGGAUAGAGUGUUUCCUUCCACUCUUCGGUCUUCUUUCGACUUUAGGUAAAGUGUAUUGAUGCUGUCUUCAAAAAUUGAUGACAGUAGCGAGGAUUUCCUUUCAAAAAGGUGUUCCCGUAUAGGGUCUCUAUCCAGAUUGCAUGUGGGGAUACUCUGAAGGAGUACUGUUCUGUCAAUAGUCGAGUGUGGUGAAUUUUGAGCAGUGCUCUCACACUUUGAAAGGAAAAACCGAAUGCAAACAAUAUAAAUCACUUGGUCUGGUCUCCACGAGUCGUCGGUUGCAAAGACGGUCUUUGAACAUGUAGUAUCGAGUGUUUCUGGCCGAUGUCAUUCUUCUGUAUAGUGGCUCCACGACCUUUUGGUGUAAGACAUGCGACCAAAACUUGAAGUUGGAAAAAAUGUCUUAAGAAUCGGCAAUAACUGAAAGCGUGUAAUCAAAAGAGCUCGCCUUGAGGAAAAGACAAUGAUCAACACUUUCCUAUUCUCCAACAAACUAAGUGGAAACGCACAAAACAGCAAUAGCAAUGUAGUUUUUACGCAAGACAAGGUCACAUUAAAGAUGCCUGGGCGAAAU